Molecule: messenger RNA, 435 nt
Organism: Aspergillus sclerotioniger CBS 115572
Lineage: Eukaryota; Fungi; Ascomycota; Eurotiomycetes; Eurotiales; Aspergillaceae
Exons: 3
Coding region: 1-435 (144 amino acids)
Source: RefSeq, a predicted model, not a curated record
AUGUGUGGACCUUCACGACCCAGUUCUGGGAACCUCAUCGCUGUUAUUUUUCCUUAUUCAUCUUCUUCGACGUCUUCUGCAUCAUCAUUAUCUUCUUCUUCUUCAUCUUUAGACAAAACAAAAGCCCUCUUCCGCAUCGCCUCUCCUCAAACCUUAACUCUGUUUCGGGGAAGUAAAGGUGUGAAUGUGCGAAUUGAGUAUUACGGAGACCUCACAGCACCUAUCACGAGUCCUCCGUUGUAUGACUUUAGGGUGCCGUUUCCGGGGAUUCAGACGGGAGGAAAGGGGGAAGGGAAUGAGGAAGUUGAGGUGAUAUUGCCUGAGAGAUUGGAGUUGGGGGUUUCGGAAAGGGGGAUUGUGGGGAGGUUGGUGAGGGUUAGUCUUUUUGGGGACGGGGAGGUUGAUAUGGGGAGGGGGAUUGUAGGGUAUAAUUAA